AAUGGCGCGCGUUUUGUCAUAUCCUGUUGUGUGUUGGUGAGUGCAUGGCCUCGACGUUGAUCCCGUUCCAAGAUUUUUAUUCCGUAACACCGCAGUCUUUCACAUAUGUAAUAUUAUCCCAAUAUAAUAUUCGUGAUGGUGUCCUGUAAAAGGCCAUGGAUUUGAUGAAAACGGAAUAUGAGUUCCUAGACUUGUCAGAUGUAAAAGAAGCGGAACUGAGCAGUCUGCAGUGUGCACUUUUCGAGAGGAAACCGGAGAAGUCCGUGCCCACCACAACUGUAGCGGGUUGGACUGAACCCAGCGCAGAUUUGUCAUCGUGUUCAUCGAGCACAGCAGGGCCACCGACCGUGUCGAGCAGCCUGGAUAGCCUGUCGGGCGGCGAGUGCGAGAUGGCGCCCCACUCGCCGCAGCGGGGCGCCGCCGCCCCCGCCCACGCCGCUCCGCACGCCCCGCACGCUGCGCCGCACGCCCCACCCUAUGUGCAGCCACCAACCUACCCGCCACCGCCGCAGUGGCCCGUGGCGCCGCCCAACGUGUACGUCAGCCAGGUCACCGCCAAUGUGAACGUGCACGGCUACAUGGGCCAGUAUUACCAGCCUCCGCAGCACCAGUACGUGCCGCCCGCGCCACAGGUGGAGCGCCCGCCGCGAAACCACCGGCGCGACAGGCGUGGCAAGAGACCUCCGUCCCCCUCGCCGGCGCCCCAGCCACCGCCGUACUACGUGCAGUACCCUCAGUACUACCCGGCUGCGCAAGCACAGGGCGCGCCCCUCUAUCAUCUGCCGGUCUAUCAGCCCCUCGUCUAUGGCCCCUAUGCAUACCCUCCAUACUACACCGAGUACCAGGUUCCGGUCGAAGGUGAGGCCGACAAAGGCCCGGAUGAGUACCAGCAGGAGGUCGUGAUGGAGCAAGAAGCGGUCGACGCUUAUUACGCAAGCGCACAUUACGCGGGGCCGCCGUAUGGACCUCCGGUUGAAAGUGGCGUCGAAUACAUACCGCCGAUGUACUUACAACCUCCCCCGCACCCGGGACCGAUCCCCAUGCAGCCGCAGAUCCCGCACCAGCCUACUCCCCAUCAGUUUAAUGUGCACGCUAAAAACUUUGUUCAGGGCCAGAACCACAACAAGAAUUAUGCAGUUCUCGACAAACCGGACAAGAAUGUUCCCGGUACGCCAUCUGCUUCGGCUAGUACUCCCACGGGAUCGGUCGAAUCGGUGCCUAUAAAAGAUCUGAAAAUUACCUGCAAGGAGCCUUCCAGCCCCAAACAGACCGAGCGACCCGCCGACUUAAAUCAGUCUAAACCGCCAACACCGAAUGAUAAAGUUUCACCUGUGCUCAAACAGGAUCCCACAAAACCCGCAUGGUCACCAAAUGAAAAUAAAGUCCCAGCCGACGCCAACCAGGCUCAAAACAUUAAUAAGACUUUCACUCCAUCUACCUCUAAUGGUCAACCUCCUAAUAAUAACAAGGUACCUCUAGCAAUGGGAAAACCGCCGAAAGGUCCCGCCGCUCCUUUUUCCGGUGGCAAACAGCCGACGAAGCCUUUGUUACCCCAAACGGCCGUGCCUGUCCAAUCUGUCUCCACACCUAAACCACCAUUUGGUAAUAGGCAGAAGCGAGAGGGAACAAACCGUUCUCCAUCUAACGACAACAACGACGGUGAGAAAACUAUUGAGCAUCCGAAACGCGAGCCCCCACUGCCGCCGAGCAAAGCUCCCAUGCCCAUCUCUAUUACCCUGAAUACUCAGGGUCCACCACUGAUUGUGUCGAACAAGUCACCAUUUGGGCAUUCUAGGAAAGCGGCUCCUAUUCCUGAAACACCUCCGGCGCCACAGCCACCUCCGCCUGCGCCCACUGCGUCAGACUUUCCCCCGCCGCCGACCCCCAGAAAUAGAGGGGAACCUGCGCCGGCGCCAGUUGUACAGCCAAACCCACCACCCGCUUCCGGCAAGUCUUGGGCUAGUCUAUUCUCUAAUAAACCUUCAACUAUAAUGACACCGCCCCAACCUGUAGCUCCGAUCGAGGAACCCUCGAGCCCAACUACUACAACACCGCCGAUCCCUUCUAAUGUGCAAAGGCCAGUUGCUAAAGUGCCGCCUUAUGAUGCUUCGCCGCUACUAAAUAAUGUCGCUGAUAAGGCGUCUACACCGAGACCAGCCACCAAUGUGCCUCCGACUGUGUCGUACUCAGAGAAGACGUCAGUGAAUGCUGUUAGCAAUGCACCAGCCUCGCAAGCGCCUGUUAAGACCAAUACAACGCCCACUCCAGAGCCGCAAGCAGCGCUCCCGAAGGAACCGUCACCUACUUUACCCAUCCAGCCGUCGCCCUUCAGUGAUGAUCCCAACUCGUACAGGAUGGGAGAAUUCCUGACAAAGUAUCAGCUAGACAAUAGACCGGUAUCGCUCCUGCCGCGUGGUCUUACCAAUCGAUCAAACUACUGCUAUGUUAAUGCGAUACUACAAGCGUUGAUCGCUUGUCCGCCAUUUUACAACAUGCUGAAAGCGCUACCUUAUCAGACGCGUCGCGGAAAAUCAAGCACACCUGUUAUAGACUCCAUGGUGGAACUCUGCUAUGAGUUUGGACCCCUGGCGAACACAGUGCGGCGUCGAGGCGAGGGUAGUAACGGUGCAGUAGCACCUGCAGUGCCAGCCGGACCACCUCUCGACGGCAGCGCCGGCCUCCGAGUGUUGCGAGCUCUGCACUUCCCCGGCUCGCAGGAGGGUAGGCAGGAAGAUGCUGAAGAAUUCCUGGGAUGCCUCCUCAACUCGCUCAAUGACGAGAUGCUAGAGUUGAUGAAGCUUGUGGAACCUGAAGGACCUAAGGAUGUCAACAACCGGCCAAACGGAGUUGUGCCUCCGGAACAACCGCCACCUGAGGAGGACGACGAUGAUGAGUGGAAGGUUAUGGGUCCACGUAACCGCGGCGCAGUGGAGCGGCGCUGGGCGGCGCGGCGCACGCCCGUAGCCGACAUCUUCCGCGGCCGCACUCGCCACCGCCUGCACCGCGCUCACCAUCAUGACGUCACAGAUGCUGUACAGCCUUUCUUCACGCUGCAACUUGAUAUUGAGCGUUCGAACACGGUGAAGGACGCUCUCGAGCUGGUUGCUGGCAAGGACACACUGGAGGGUGUGACAGACGCGUGGCAGCAGUUGUCCCUGGAGGAGCUGCCCGUGGUACUGCUGCUGCACCUCAAGUGCUUCCAGCUGGAUGCGGAUGGACACACUGCGAAGAUAGUCAAGAACAUUGACUACCCUAUUGACUUGAAGAUUGAUCCCAAGAUAAUGUCGUCCAAGUUGAAGUACACACAGAAGCAGAGACUGUACAAGUUGUUUGCGGUGGUGUACCAUGAAGGUGUUGAAGCGGUGAAAGGACAUUACGUCACUGAUACCUACCACGGUCAAGUAGGCUGGAUAAGAUAUGAUGAUUCAACAGUGACUCAAGUCACUGAUGCUCAGGUGCUUAAGCCGAAGCCACCUCGUAUGCCAUACCUGCUCAUGUACAGACGGCAUGAUAUGUUGCCACCGCACAGAGCAGCCGGGAAACCGGAAUAAACCGGUUUGAACCGGAACUAAACUAGUUUGAGGCGGAAUUAAGUGGUAUAAAUCCGGUUUUAUGUAUAUGGCAACUGAUUUACCAGUGAUGUGACAGUGAGUGUUUGGUGUUACUGUAAAUAUAAACUGUGCCUAUACAACUAGCUACUGCAUUAACUAGUUGUAAUUUCUCAUAUAUGUAUGUACAGAUACAGAAUGGUUGUAUGUAUUUCUGCAAAUUUUGAUUUUUUGCUUUUUUUGUACUGUUUGUAUGGUUGAAAUUAUUUUUGAUGUAAU
Messenger RNA from Papilio machaon (common yellow swallowtail), 3827 nucleotides. RefSeq names its product proline-rich extensin-like protein EPR1 (gene Usp10). The coding region runs from base 156 to 3551 and encodes 1131 amino acids. The record is from RefSeq and is a predicted model, not a curated record. Gene Ontology annotation, molecular function: cysteine-type endopeptidase activity; cysteine-type deubiquitinase activity. Gene Ontology annotation, cellular component: cytosol; nucleus. NCBI's taxonomy places the organism in Eukaryota, Metazoa, Arthropoda, Insecta, Lepidoptera, Papilionidae. Gene Ontology annotation, biological process: protein deubiquitination; DNA damage response, signal transduction by p53 class mediator; regulation of autophagy. The transcript is spliced from 10 exons.